AUGGAUAAGAGGAACAUGUAUGCUAUACCAGAACUAGACCCAUCUGACAACAACGUCGACGUCACUGACCAACGUUUCGAAUCUUCCAUGGAAAAUGAUGCUCAAACACUUCUAGAUACAAAUGUUGUACAAGAACCGUUUCAGCUUGAAGGAGUGUCUUCAAGAGAAAUACCGAUUCAGUCAAUUACAAUUGACCUCGGUUAUCUUCCGCGAUAUGAUCCAACCGUGGGCCCGAACAACGAUGAUGAUGUACUUAUGGAGGAGGAGGAGGAGGAGGAUGAUGAUGAUGAUUGGGAGACCGAAAGUGAUGAUAGCGACGAUAACGAAGAUUAUUAUAGUUCAGAUGAUGAAUAA
Molecule: messenger RNA, 354 nt
Organism: Prunus avium (sweet cherry)
Lineage: Eukaryota; Viridiplantae; Streptophyta; Magnoliopsida; Rosales; Rosaceae
Source: RefSeq, a predicted model, not a curated record